AUGUCAACAAUACUAGAUCAACAACAACAAUUAAACCUUCCAAUUUGUGUUAAUUGUAGACAACCAAUUUUGGAUCCUUUUAUUCUUCGUCUCCAUCCUGAUUUAGAAUUUCAUAUUGGAUGUAUAAAAUGCUCAGAAUGUGGUAUUCCUCUCGAUGAAAGGUCUGGUUCUGCAUUUUUACGUGAUGGAAAAAUUUUUUGUCGUGAAGAUUAUAAUCGGUAUUUCUAUUUUAAAAAUUAA
Molecule: messenger RNA, 240 nt
Organism: Meloidogyne enterolobii
Lineage: Eukaryota; Metazoa; Nematoda; Chromadorea; Rhabditida; Meloidogynidae
Source: the annotation of a GenBank genome assembly